UUGUUUUUUGCCUUUAUAUAGAAGAAGGUCACCAACUCCUUGGGGAGCUUUUUCAGCAGGCAAUAGGCAUAUGCUCUAUACCCCUCUUUGCAUGUUCUGUAUAUUUGUUUUUCAUCUUCUUAUCUUCUGCUUAACUCAACAGUACUCUUUAUCUUUAUUCUAUAGUUGUUGUGGGGGAUGUGUGAAGAACCCUUAAAAAAUCAAUUAAGUCCCCUUGCAGAUUUAUCACAAGUAAAUAUGUGUUCAGAGAGUUUACCCUUGAUCACAAGUCCUCGAGUAUCGUUUUCUCGUGAUCUUGAUGAAGAAGAAACUGUAGUGGCGGAGAUGGAAGAGGAUCAAGAAGAUUCUUCAUCUAUGGAGGUCUCGGAUAUGUUUGAUGAUGAUCAUGGCCAACAAUUUGAUUUUUCUUUCAGUGAUAGUUUCACAUUUGAGCCCUCUUCUUCGUCUGCUGAUGAGCUUUUCUCCGAUGGCCUAAUUCGGCCCCUUCAACUUGAAGAAAAAUUUGUAACUUCUUCCAACCAUACUUCACUACUUCCUCCACUAACUCGUAUCGCUUCAACAGAUGAUGACAAAGGUUCAGAUCAAUCAUCAUCCAAGGAGCCUAAUACCCCGAUGACCGCGGAGUCUAGUUCUGCUACUACAAAACCAGAUGAUGUUGAAUCUGAUCAAAAGAAUCAGUCCAGGAGCAAACCCUUUUGGAAUAUCAAGAGAAGUAGCAGUGUUCACAUUGAUAACUCCCACAAAAAGAGCUCAUUUUGGUCCUUGCCACAUAUGUUAAGAAGCAACUCUACAGGAUCUGCUCCAAGUACAAGACAAGUCUCUAAGGAAAACAAGAAGCAGAGUCUGCAAAAACAGUUAAAGGGUUCAGCAGGAUCAUCUAGUUUUUAUAUGUAUCAGUUAUCUCAGAAGCCUCCUUUGAAGAGGAAUCAUGGAGGGUCUCAUGGUAAUGGGGUUUGGACUAAUCCUGUGCUUAAUGUUCCUCCUCCUUAUAUUGCCAAAGGAACUGCUAAUCUCUUUGGUAUUACUUCUUUGUUCAAGGAAAAGAAAGGAAUUAAGCAGACUAAGAAAUAAUGUAGCAUUCGAUUUUAAUAUUAUUUUCUUAGUCUUCACUUC
Messenger RNA from Daucus carota subsp. sativus, 1113 nucleotides. RefSeq lists its product as uncharacterized. The coding region runs from base 178 to 1071 and encodes 297 amino acids. The record is from RefSeq and is a predicted model, not a curated record. The transcript has a single exon. NCBI's taxonomy places the organism in Eukaryota, Viridiplantae, Streptophyta, Magnoliopsida, Apiales, Apiaceae.